AUGUCACCACCUGCACUUGGGUUCAUUGGUCUGGGUGUUAUGGGAUAUCCCAUGGCCCUCAACAUGCUGAAUAGACUUGAAACGGGAACAAGACUGCAUGUGUACGAUGUGUCUAGCCAAGUUCUGGACAAUUUCAAACAAGAAGCUCCCAACCUGGUUUCCAUUUGCUCGAGUGCUCGUAACGUUGCGGAAAGAUCGGAUGUCGUUUUCACAAUUGUCCCAGAAGGAAAGCACGUACGGGCCGUUUACCUUGACGAAGACAACGGAGUAUUAUCUGCGGCGGUAGAAAAUAAGAUUUUUGUUGACUGUUCUACAAUUGACACAAAAACUUCAAUUGAUGUCAACGAGGCCCUACGGAGGAAAUCUACAACGGCAUCCUUCUACGAUGCUCCUGUGUCUGGAGGCUCUCUAGGGGCAGCCGCUGGGACCUUAACCUUUAUGCUAGGCUGCAAUGGGGACGAUCCAAAGCUGCCACUAUUGAAAGAGCUACUAGGUGCCAUGGGAUCGUCUAUCUUCCCCUGUGGCGGAUUCUCCCUUGGAUUGACGGCAAAACUUUGCAAUAACUAUUGCUCCGGCCUCAUCGCCAUUGCUACAGCGGAAGCAUUAAAUAUCGGUAUCAAGUCGGGGAUGGACCCAUCGGUGCUAGCUAGGGUUUUCACGAAAAGCACGGCACAGAGCACGAUCAACGACAAGUGGAACCCUGUGCCAGGAGUUUGCCCAAAUGCUCCGGCUAGCAAGGACUAUCAGGGUGGAUUUAAAGUGCAGUUGAUGAAAAAGGAUUUCAAUCUUGCCGUUGAGAUGGCCAAAAGGGUUGGAGCUCAGCUGCGUCUUGGGGAGCCCGGGCUGGCUGUGUAUAGCGAGGCGAGCGAGAAUAUGGCAUGUCGAGAUCGGGAUUCACGAGUCGUAUUUCGUCAAAUUGGUGGCAUCGAGGAUUGGAAGGAGAAACUAGGAUUACCAAAGUAG
Messenger RNA from Penicillium concentricum, 963 nucleotides. Its product is annotated as NAD(P)-dependent oxidoreductase. Gene Ontology annotation, molecular function: NAD binding; 3-hydroxyisobutyrate dehydrogenase activity; NADP binding. The record is from RefSeq and is a predicted model, not a curated record. NCBI's taxonomy places the organism in Eukaryota, Fungi, Ascomycota, Eurotiomycetes, Eurotiales, Aspergillaceae. Bases 1 to 963 code for a protein of 320 amino acids. The transcript has 2 exons. Gene Ontology annotation, biological process: L-valine catabolic process. Gene Ontology annotation, cellular component: mitochondrion.